AACUGCUCUACCGUGAUCAAUUUGUGGUUGUAUCGACAUAUACAUUCAACUUUAUAUUUUGCUUCAAGUCUAUAAAUAAUUACAAUGGCACUUCUUGACAGUGUUGCCAGUAAAACUGGCCUUGCUCUUGCUAUAGUCAUUUCCAUCCUCUUUGGUGCUGCAGCAGUUCUUUAUUCCUUUUUUGGAACUGACCAAUCCAAGGUCGAUACCGAAUUUUUCAUUACUGCUCGUAACACUCAGCCGGUUCACCGAAUUGCAUGGUCUUUCUUUGCUGGGUCGAUGGGUGCGUGGGUUCUCUACGGACCUGCUGCAUUUGUUAGUGAUCCCACUUAUGGUACUGGCUACCUUGGUCUAAUUGCGUAUGCUCUCUUUACCGGUCUUCCUCUUGUCAUGCUUGCUUUUAUGGGCACUUAUCUCCGAAAAAAUGUUCCUCAUGCUACAUCGAUUGCUUCAUACGGUCGCUGGCGGUUCGGAACUGGCAUUGAACUGCUUAUUAUGAUCAUUGUUGUUCUCAAUCUGGGCAUUGCACUCUUGGCCGAAUACAGUGCCAUUGGUGGCAUUUUUCAAGACUUUUUCGGUGUACCAUCUUGGGUACCCAUUUUAGUCGUUGGUAUAGUCACCAUGUCUUACACUGCUACCGGUGGUCUCUAUGUAUCAAUUGUUACUGAUCAGUGGCAGGCUAUCAUGGCGCUUGUUCUGUUUGCCAUUACUAUUAUCUACAUGGGCGUUUCAUUCCAUGGCACUUCUCUUCCAAAACUCCCCGACUAUCUCGGAGCCACUACUGUUGGAUGGCAAUCUUUUAUUACUCUUGGUAUCUCGCUCAUCUCUGCCACAUUCUUCUCUGAAGCCAUGUGGCAGCGUGUUUGGGCCGCCGAAUCUGAGCGAUCUCUGCGCAUUGGAGCUAUUAUUGGUUCCAGCAUGUCUACGGUUGUUGUGGCUGUAUUUGGUCUUGGUUCUAUGCUAGCCUAUUGGUCUGGCCGUGCAACUGCUGAUGACAAUUCCAACUUUGGCUACUUUCUUGCUUUCCGUGAUUUGAACGGAUACACCUCUGCUGCUAUCCUAGUUGUUGUGAUUCUUAUUGCAGUCAUCAUGAACGAAUCCGCUGUCGACUCGUUCCAAAACGCCAUCACUGAUGCUGUUGUGUCUGUCUUUGGAUCAUUUGGUGUCAAAUUCCCCACCAUGGGUGCUCGUUUGCUUGUUAUCCUGUUCAAUGUUCCUAUCAUGUAUAUCGGUACACUUGGAUUGAGCGUUCUUGGCGUAUUUCUAAUUGGCAACAUGAUCACCACAUGCAUGUUUUUCCCACUUGUAGCAGGUUUAAUCCCAGCCCUAAACCGAAUCAUUUCCUCAUUCUCUGUCUGCCUUGCAUGUCUGUUUUCAUUCUUUUCCGUCAUGGUUUAUGGCAAAAUUAUGACAGGAGAUAUCUCGACCGGUUUAUUGACCUACUUUUAUACUGUGUAUGAUGUUAACGCCUUUUUGACUGCCUCGGUUUCAUCGAUAGUUUGGUUAGUCGUAUUCACCGGUAUUGACUUGGCGUUCCGUAAGCUUACUGGAAGAGAAAUGCCCAAUCUACCUUUCCCUUCCAAAGCUGCUCUUGCUUUCAGCACCAGAAAAUCUAUUGUCGAAGUUCCUGAAGCUCAAGGACCCCGUAUUGCAUAAUUUUAAUUCAUUUAUUGUCGAGAAUCCCAAAGCUUUUUUAAAGUAUUUUUCUUUGGGCCAGCUCACAUUUAUAAUAAAAAUUACCACCAAGCUACUCAUU
Molecule: messenger RNA, 1756 nt
Organism: Batrachochytrium dendrobatidis JAM81
Lineage: Eukaryota; Fungi; Chytridiomycota; Chytridiomycetes; Rhizophydiales
Exons: 2
Coding region: 85-1656 (523 amino acids)
Biological process (GO): spermidine transport; transmembrane transport
Cellular component (GO): plasma membrane
Molecular function (GO): spermidine transmembrane transporter activity
Source: RefSeq, a predicted model, not a curated record